Callithrix jacchus (white-tufted-ear marmoset) is the source of this 459-nucleotide messenger RNA. The record is from RefSeq and is a predicted model, not a curated record. NCBI's taxonomy places the organism in Eukaryota, Metazoa, Chordata, Mammalia, Primates, Cebidae.
UGCAGCUCCAGCAGCAAUGGCAGUUACGGCGUUGGCGGCAAGGACGUGGCUUGGCGUUUGGGGCGUGAAGACCAUGCGAGCCCGAAGCUUCGGCUCGGAUCAGUCUGAGAAUCUCCAUCGGGGCACGGGCUCCAUCCGGGAAGCCGGUGGGGCCUUUGGAAAGAGAGAGAAGGCUGAAGAGGAAUGAUAUUUCUGAGCACAGACUAGAGAACAACUGGCAGCUUUGAAAAAACACCAUGAAGAUGAGCUCAUUCAUCAUAAGAAGGAGAUUGAGCAUCUGCAGAAAGAAACUGAGCAGCAUAAGCAGAAGAUCAAAAUACUAAAACAUGAUGAUUAAGUGCACACAGUCCUCCAUAGAAUGGCACAUGUCAUUGCCCACUUCUGUGUAGACAUAGUUCUGGUUUAAUUAAUAUUUGUCUGUGUGCUACUAACAGAUUAUAAUAAAUUGUCAUCAAUGAA